Labrus mixtus (cuckoo wrasse) is the source of this 3111-nucleotide messenger RNA. RefSeq names its product ciliary neurotrophic factor receptor (gene cntfr). Gene Ontology annotation, cellular component: external side of plasma membrane; membrane; signaling receptor complex. NCBI's taxonomy places the organism in Eukaryota, Metazoa, Chordata, Actinopteri, Labriformes, Labridae. The transcript is spliced from 11 exons. Gene Ontology annotation, molecular function: cytokine receptor activity; cytokine binding. Gene Ontology annotation, biological process: cytokine-mediated signaling pathway. The coding region runs from base 299 to 1381 and encodes 360 amino acids. The record is from RefSeq and is a predicted model, not a curated record.
CUCUCUCACUCAGAGCAGUGUGAGACACAGAGACAGAGGCACACGUUCUCUCUCUCUCUCUCUCUCUCUCUCUCUCUCUCUCUCUCCGUUUCUCUUUCACGCACGCACACACAUGCUCAUGCGCGCUGAUUGCAACUUUCCUCAAUCGGACUGACAUAACACACACGCCGGGAUAGACACUCCCCUUGCAACAGUGAAGAAGAGGAUAAAGAGUGACUGAUCAGGAAAAAAAGAAAUACAGAAAGAGGAGGCUUCCUGGUGAAGAGGAGGAUCGUGCUGAUAUUUCGUCCUGUCCAAGAUGGCAAACCUUGUGACAUCGUUGUGCUGUGUAGUUCUGGCCGCGGUGGUGGUAGCCUACGCUCAGAGACGCAGUCAGCUUGUUGCUAGGAACCAGUAUGAGCGGAUAGGCAGUGAUGUCACCAUGCAGUGCGGUUCCCUGGACAAUGACGCAUCAGUGUCAUGGAAGGUGAAUGGGACAGAUGUGAAGGCCCAGCACCGUCUAGAGGGUCCCAGAUUGACACUGAACGAGGUGGAUCUGGGCCACAACGGACUCUACAGCUGCUUUCAGAACCCGCACGGAGAGAGACGUGACACCAUCUACCUCCACAUCGGCACUCCUCCUCUGGAACCCACAGUCAUCUGUCGAUCCAACACCUACCCUAAAGGCUUCUACUGCAGCUGGCAUCAGCUGCACACCACCUACAUCCCCACUACCUUUGAAGUUGAUGUGCAACAUAACCACCGUUCAUUAGAAGUGCAGAAAGAUCCGGACCACAAGAACCGCUGUCGUGUACGUUUCCCUGAGGUCUUUUCCAGCUUCCCCUACAAAGUUAAUGUGACAGCAGUCAAUGCCUUGGGGAAAGCCUAUACCACCAUAGUAUUUGAAGAAUCCAGUAUAGUCAAACCAGACCCUCCAGAGCGUGUGACGGCGACUCCGAUCCGUUUCAACGCUCGGAGGCUGGAGGUUUCCUGGCAAAGCCCCGCCACGUGGCCUGACAUCGACAACUUCCCCCUGAAAUACUUCCUUCGAUACCGGCCACUCAUCCGGGAACAGUGGCAGCAUGUGGAGAUAUCUGACAGCACCUUCCACACCAUAACCGAUGCCUAUGCUGGGAAGGAGUACAUCAUCCAGGUGGCUGCAAAGGACACAGAGAUUGGAACAUGGAGUGACUGGAGUGUGGCUGUCCAUGCUACACCCUGGAUUGAAGAUCCUCUGCCAAUCACUUCAACAACUGAAGUGGACUUUCCUACUGAAACAAAGACCUCCCCCAUACCAUCCUCCAACGCACCACAAAAAGCUGAACCUCCAGUCGGCAGAGCUGCAAGACUCCUCACAUUUUUCUCCCCUUUGCUGUUAGGAAUGCUGCUGCUGUUCAUGUGAUGUAAAUGUCGUAUUCCUGAAGGGAGCGGGAGGAAGAGGAGGAGGGGGAGAGGCUAUUCUUUCUAUUUUGCACAUGUUUCAAGGAUACAGUGCAUUGAUCAUAUCUGUCCAUCACGCCGUUACUCACCAAGAUUACUUAGACAUGAAAUCAGACGAUGAUAAUGCCAUCGAGCAUUUUUUGAUUAUUGGUGACAGAGAAAUUCUUCAGAGGAACUUUUGGAAACGCCAUCAUCAUGAACAUCAUGAUCAUCAUCAUCCAGAACAACAAACACAGCAGCAACAGGAGCAACAACAAGAAGCGUGUAGUGUGCAGUAAAGGCAGACUUAGAAUACCCCCUGGUGGUUCUGAUGGGCCACAGCAGACUUUGUUUGGCAGACAACAGUUUGGGAAUCUCCUCUUCAGAAAUAAGAAAAUCAACUCCUGCGACGACGGAAAAAAAAUCUCUCCAUGACCUUUGUAUUCUUUUUUUUAUGAUUAAUUGCUAGUCUUAAUUUUUGCUUUCUUCUGAAUCUUAAGCACUGUACAAACAAACACACACACACACAUAUUAAAAGCAUGUGUGUUUGUGUGUAUAGUUACCGUAGCAGUCCCCAUACAGCUAAAUCAUCAUGCCAAAGACUCAACUUCACCCCCAACAAAGAUUCCCAAACAUUUCACUGAGCUUCCUGAACCUGAAGCCUGUGUCUGCCUUCAUCGUGGGUUAAAAACCCCAGAAAGUUGUGUGAGUGAGUGCGUCUAUAGUGUGUGUGUAUGUGUGUGUGUGUGUGUGUGUGUGUGUGUGUGUGUGUGUGUGUGUGUGUGUGUGUGUGUGUGUGUGUGUGUGUGUGUGUGUGUGUGUGUGUGUGUGUGUGUGUGUGUGUUUGACACCUGAUUGCCACCAAACUCACAAGGGAUACAAAUGAAACUUGGGAUGGACCUGAGGAACCCUGCAGCGCCUGUUUGUGUAAAAGAUUAAACAAAGAGGCCACAGAAAUACUCAAUCUGACUGAAUCUGUCAACUUGGAUGACUGAACGAAACAGACGGAGCGAGUCAAGGUUUUUUUUUUGGAUAUGAGGACUAACACUUUGAAGAAUUCAGUAACCAUAGUCUGGCUUAUUUAGACAGUUAGCUUUACACUCUGCUUUCAGCAACUGGCAAGGAAGACCUGGAUUGUACAAAUAAUAAUAAUAAUAAUAAAAUGGAAUUGAGACUGAACAUUUAUUUUCCCACACAUUUGUUUUGUUUCCACUUUGGAAUUAGGAUGACAGAGUUGGUUAUCAUAAAUUGAUACAAGCUUUGUUGGGUUUUUCUUUUCAUUCUGCUCCGUGCUGUAAAAUACAAUAACACAAACAGUUUGCUUUCUAAAGCCUUUAAGAAACAUUUAAAAAAAAAUCUUUUUGCAGUUUACAUUUCAAUAGCCAAUAUCACAAGUUAAUAUUAUGUUAUUCAAAGGAAUUUUGAUGUGUCUUAUUGUUUUUUUUUUUAUUUGAUUUUAUGGACAAGUAAUAAAAACACAUAGAGGAUUUUAGUUUUUUUUUUCUCAGACAUUCAUAAUGGCUUAAUUCUCCUUGAUCCUAUUUUGUAAACUAUGAUAUGUAACUUUAACAUUGAACAAAAGGUUUAUUAUUUAAUAAUAAUAAUAAUGUAUGUAUUAGCAGUAGAAUGUCGUAACCUGUACCUGGGGUCUUUUUUAUAGAUGUAUAUACAAUGACAGGUUUCAACCAUUAAAUGUGACCAUUUCACAAUGAA